AUGUCGAGUGACCUGCAGGAACUGCUCGUCGAGCAAUCUGCCACGAUCGCUUCGAUCAAGCGAGUACUUUCCAAUUUUAAAAAACUUGGCAAGGCGAACGUCACCUUAUACAAGGCGAAGAAUCGACUGGAAGGCCUGGAGACCUUAUGGGAGAAGUGUCAACAGCUGAACGUCCGGCUUCUCCUCGCAGCAUCACCCGAGGAACAACGAACGAACGGAUACUUCACCGCAGAGGUCUUCUUCGAGGUUGAGGACGUCUAUCACGAAGCCGCGGACUAUCUCGCUGAUGUAAUCGGUAAAUUCACUCGAUGCGAGUCGAACGCGGCUCACUCGGUAAGCGACACCUCUAUACGGGAACCCUCUAUUGCGUUGCAAUUACCUCGUAUAUCUCUGCCGAAAUUUUCCGGUAAUCUAACGGAGUGGGGAAAUUUUCGCGGAAUCUUCGAGUCACUUGUUGCCUCUAAAGAAACGCUAUCGAACACUCAAAAAUUACAUUACCUAAAGACGAGUGUUACGGGCGAAGCCGCGUUAUUGAUAAAUCAUAUCCAGAUAACAGACACGAGUUACGACGCUGCGUGGAAAUUACUUGUAGAUGAGUACGAUAACCAAUACGCUAUCAUCUUUGCGCACAUUCAAGCCUUUGCAGAGCUGCCGAUUAUGAAAACGGAAACUGCUGCCGAUCUUAAGAGGUUGCGAGAUGUUGUUGCCUCGUCAUUGGCUGCGUUAGAUAAUUUAGGCAGACCGGUAGAUCAAUGGGACGAUUUGUUAGUUUUUAUAAUCUCUCAAAAAUUUAGUCCACGCACGCGUAACGAAUGGAAUCUGUUACGCGGAAAAACAAGCGCUUAUCCGACUUACGAAAAUAUUCGUGAUUUCAUGACGUUGCAAAUACGAGGGUUGACGGAUCAUUAUAAAAAUAUCGAUUCUUCGCAAAAUAAAAUUAAAGGUUCUAACCGCUGCAGUUAUAAUCGCGCCUCUGUACACAGCGUGACCGCCGAUAAAUGUUUGAAUUGCCCCGGCAAUCAUCGGUUAAUGCAAUGUGAUGAUUUCAAACGUAAAUCAGUUGAACAGAGAAUUCAGCUUCUCCGAUCAAAUAAAUGUUGCUUCAAUUGUCUAAAGGUCGGCCACUUCCCUAACGAUUGUUCAAGUCAAAAACGAUGUAAUGUGUGCCGACGAGCGCAUCAUACGCUCCUACACCGGGACGUUAAUGCUCAAAAGACGAAUGUAAAUUCUGUCGCGAAUAAUGCGACGCUCAACGCUCAACCGUCUGCUACUGCCUCUGAGGCUCAAGACGAGUCCGCUGUUGUCUCUGUUCAAACGAUUAGCGCUCCGAUAAAAAAUCCACCGAAUGUACUGUUAGCUACUGCGUGGGUGAUUCUUCGCACGGUCGAAGGUCGUAAAUUUAAAAUACGUGCGUUAUUGGAUCAGGGUUCUGCCGUUAGUUUUAUUUCGGAGUCAUUAUGCCAAACGCUGCGCACGAAACGUUACCGCGCGAGAUUACUGGUACAUUGCUUUGGUGAACAAUACAGUGGCGUAGCGAAAGCGCAAGUACCGCUCAAGCUCGAGCCGUGUCAAACGCAAGGACCUUCUUUACCUCUAAAUGCUUUCGUAUAUCAAAAAAUAACGUCGUACGCGGGUUCUCGAAUAAAACCUCUCGAUUCUUGGCCUCACUUAAGUGGAUUAAAUCUCGCGGAUCCCGAUCCGUUUAGCAAUCACCCGAUUCAUCUGCUCCUCGGAGCAGACAUAUACGGCGCUUUGUUACUGCAUGACGUAAAGCAAGGCCCAAUCGGAACUCCAACGGCUCAGCUCACUAAACUAGGCUGGGUCUUAUCCGGUCCCACCGGAACUUCUACUCAAAGAACAGAAUCGGUUCAAACGCUAAAUUGCGUCCUGGACCCUCCGAUAGAUUCUCUGCUCCGUAAGUUUUGGGAGAUCGAGGAGAUUUCUUCCGACUCUCCGCUGUCGGAAGAAGAUCAAAAAUGUGAGUUGCAUUUUAAGGAAAGUCAUACGCGUGCCAACGACGGCCGUUAUAUCGUUCGGUUACCGUUCAAAACCGAUCCUCCGCUCGAGAUCGGUUCUUCAUACGAAAUUACCGCGCUUCUAUAUUCUAAAUUAGAAAAACGUCUAGAUCGAAAUUACGAUCUUGCCAAACAAUAUAACGAAUUCUUGUCGGAAUAUGAAACAAUGAGUCAUAUGGAGGCCGUUACGGAUGACGAUAAGCCACGCUUUUCUCCGGUUUAUAUCCCGCAUCAUCCGGUGCUCCGCGAGUCCAGCAGUACAACGAAACUUCGCGUCGUAUUUAACGCGUCGUGUAAAACUAGUAACGGCUCUACGUUAAAUGAUUAUCUGAUGACCGGACCUAAGUUACAACGCGAGUUAGCCUCUAUUAUCCUGCGAUGGCGACAAUUCCGCUACGUGUAUACAGCGGAUAUUGAAAAAAUGUUCCGACAGAUUCGCGUUCAUCCGGAUGAUACGGAUUUCGUACGGAUUCUCUGGCGAUCCGCAAAUGAUAAACCUAUUAAAGCCUAUCGAUUAUUAACGGUUACGUACGGCACUGCUCCUGCUCCUUAUUUAGCCAUGCGAGUUCUUAAUCAAUUGGCUCUCGAUGAAGGACAUGCAUUUCCGAAAGCUCAAUCCAUCGUUCAGGAAUUUAUAUACGUCGACGACGUGUUAUUCGGCGCCGACGACGUUCCGGAGCUCAAAGAAAGCCGCGAUCAACUUCAGUCACUAAUGUCGCGUGGCGGUUUUCACUUACGCAAAUGGGCUGCUAACGCGACCGAAUUAUUAGACGAUAUUCCGGCUGGCGAGCACGAAUUAGCUGUCGAACGAAAACUCGGUGAAGACGAUAUGUUAAAAGUACUUGGUCUCACGUGGAGACCGCAAGAAGAUUCGUUUUGUUUCCAAAUAGAUAUACCUACUGCCGACUUUAAUACUAAACGAACCAUUCUAUCAUUUAUCGCGAAAUUCUUUGACCCAUUAGGAUGGGCAUCUCCGAUAGUAAUUACCUCUAAAAUAAUGAUCCAAGAGCUGUGGAUCAGAAAAUAUGACUGGGAUUCUCCUGUAUCUGCCAAGUUAUUAGAGCCGUAG
This is a messenger RNA of Nylanderia fulva, 3084 nucleotides long. Lineage: Eukaryota; Metazoa; Arthropoda; Insecta; Hymenoptera; Formicidae. The record is from RefSeq and is a predicted model, not a curated record.